Symbiodinium pilosum is the source of this 315-nucleotide messenger RNA. Lineage: Eukaryota; Dinophyceae; Suessiales; Symbiodiniaceae. The record is from the annotation of a GenBank genome assembly.
AUGGGCAGCUGUGAAUCCUUCUUCUUUGGGCCAGAGCCAGACGGGGUGGAGGGAGCGAAUGGCCAGAUUACGAAAGGCCUCCGGGUGCAAACUCAAUAUACUAUUGCGGAAGGCGGUGACGGCCGAUGGUAUAUGGGCACAGUGCAGAGGCUAUAUGCUGGCAACAAGUGCAAGAUCUGUUACGACGAUGGUGACUCCUGGACGGGCAAUGCGCGAGAGGUGUGGUCCCUGAACGGACCCCCACCUGGUGCCCCGCCGCCGCAGGCAAUGCCAAUGGGAGUGCCGGUCGUUCAAGGCAUACCUGUCAAUGUGUGA